UUUAUUAUAUUCAAAAUGUCGAGUGGGGGUCGGAUGGGGUGGUUAGAGUCCUCUACUAUGAGUGCCUCAUAUCUUCAUUUUUUUAAUUGGUUGUGGUGUGUGUCUUCUACUAUUAUAUCAGAACUUUCAAGCUGGGGUCAGAGAGAGUUAUCACCCAGAGCACCGUCACACAGCAGCAUGGCAGAGCAGGGGGGUGCCAGCGGGGGAGUGAGCUUCUCGUCCAGCUGGGGGAAGGACCUGUCCGACAGUGCCAGGCAGAGGUACCUGGAGAGCAUGAUGAGAGGUAUUAUGGAGAUGGGGAUGGAGGGCCAGAACUCAGACAUUGAAAUCAUUGUGGAGGGGCAGAGCUUUCCUUGUCACAAACUCCUAUUAUCUGCAGGUUCUCCCUACUUUAAAUCCAUGUUUAGCUCGGGUAUGAUGGAACAACGCGGAAGUCGCCUUGAGCUUCCUGACAUUGAGAAAGAGACAUUUGCUGCUUUUAAAGAGUACAUCUACACAGGCAAAGAAAAUAUCACACAAGAUAAUGUUGUGCAGUUACUCAGGGCAGCAGCCAUAUUUCAGGUUGAUGCACUACAGAAGAGCUGUGAACAGUUCUUAGGGACUGGGAUGGAUAAUGAAAACUGCUUAGAGUUAUUUAAAAUAUCUAGAACUUUUGGAUGCAACACUCUCUUUGAGCAGUGUCGGCCAUAUGUCCUGGAAGGAUUUAACGGUCUCUGGAAGACCCAAGAAUUUGUGGAGCUAGAAUUUGAUGAAGUACAGAGUAUUGUAAAGGAUGAUGAUUUAGUUCCUGUUUGUGAAGAACAAAUCUGUGAAGCAGUUUUACGUUGGAUAAAAAGUGACGUAAAAAAGAGAAAACAGUACAUUGGGAAGCUGUUCAGACACAUCCGAAUGAUCCAGAUAAGUCCAGAGUAUCUCGUUCAUGAAUUAUACACCGAUGAACUCCUAACAGAAGAUGACUCUUGUCGUAGAUAUCUAGAUGAGGCUAGAAAUUUCCAUAUGUUACCUGCCAGGCAACAUGAGUAUUGCUCCACAAGAUUCCAUCUCAGAAACAGUGAUGACAUAGAGGAAGUCAUGCUAAUUGUCACAGAAUUUGACAUGGAGAAAACAGCACAGAUGUACCAGGAUGGUAAGUGCUUGUGGGCCUUUAGCUUCCAGCAGGCUCGAUGGUACACUAUAUCUCCCAUCCCUAUAAAAGAUAAUCCUGGAUCCGAGUUCCAAACGGUGUCCUUUAGGAAGGACGUCUUCCUUGCUGGUGGAACAAACAAUUCAAAGAGUCUGCUCCAUUAUGACAGUGAGAGAAAUGAAUGGAAUCUGUGUGAGGCCCAGAUGAAAAGAGGAAGAUGUGGCCAUGUCAUGGCUGCUGUGAGGGAGUCCAUCUUUGUGGUAGCAGGCAGAAAUCCGAAGUCGAGAGCAGGUAGUAGUGCACAUGUACUAAGCUCUGUUGAGUCGUAUAACAUCAGAAGUCGCAAAUGGGAAAGUAUAGGUGAAAUUCCUACUGCCGUCCAUUCAGCAUCUUCCUUCGUGAUGUGGGAAAAAAUUUACAUUUUCGGAGGUGUUCAGCAGGAUGGGACAUGGUCUAGUGACAUUCAAGUAUUCGACACCAGAAGACGAGAAUCGUCAACCGUGGGCCAAAUCUCGACUGAUGUUGUCCCCCCUUUCAAAAUACAAAAGAUAGACGGGGACUAUAUCCUGGUAUCAGCUGACUGUAAAGUUUAUAAAAUAGAAAUAACAUGCAAAAAUGAAGAAACAAAGGUGAAAAUACAGUCCUUACAACAUACCCUGUCCAAAGCUCUAUCCCCUGUGCUAGAUAUCACAAAUUACAGAGGAAGGAUGGUGGUGUUGUCUGGCAAUGUAAAGAAGCCCAGUGUGUACUCAAAAAUGACAAUGGUGGACACAAGUUGCUCUCCUAUCAGAGAAAAACCUAUUAGACUAAGCUCUAAAAACACAACAGUUCCCAAACCCAUCCUGUCUUGUCAAAAAGGGAUUAUAGAUAAACAAUUCAUGUACCACACUUACUAUCAAUAACAUACCGAAAAAAAUUACAUACUGUGUAACACGGUAUACACUGUGCAACACUAGUUAAGGGGUGGAUCCAAGGAGAUAAAUACAGGACUUAAAAAGUCCAUGCCAAAUAAAGUUUUGCAGCGAUUAUCAAUAUUUUUAGAUAAUGUGCUUUAUUCCAUAAAUAUUGGUUAUGUAAUGUAAAUGGGCUCAUGUGUAUCUAAUUAAUUUAAACAUAUUUUACGUGUAUCAGACUGAUAGGAUUAAGCAGCAGACAUCUAUAAGGCCUAUAAAAGCAUUCGCUUAAGGUAAAGGUCAUCACAAUGGCAUGUACAUAUUAAAUAAUUUACAUUCACCAAGUGUUUUCUACUUUUCUAUUGAUAUCUGCAGCUAUGAAGACACAUUUUGUUUCAAUCAAGUUAGAUCUGAGUUUGGUUUUUUUAGCACCGUUUUGUGUGCGUAUGAAUACACAUAUAACAUUCCACAAACUACAAAUAAACAAAUGUCUUACAGCAGUGUGUCAUGACAUGUAGAUCAACUUGCAAUUCAAUAAAGAAAAUCAAACAUUCA
Molecule: messenger RNA, 2571 nt
Organism: Ostrea edulis (European flat oyster)
Lineage: Eukaryota; Metazoa; Mollusca; Bivalvia; Ostreida; Ostreidae
Product: kelch-like protein 24
Exons: 4
Coding region: 16-2025 (669 amino acids)
Molecular function (GO): protein binding
Source: RefSeq, a predicted model, not a curated record